ACAUUAACAUAUGCAAUAUACAUACACAAAAUUAUAAUUCACGAAUUAUAAAUUUGUAUUUGAAAUAUGGCGCAAAGUAGAACAGAUAGAAUUGGAACAAUAUUUUCAAGAAUGACAGCAUUGGUACGUGCAGAUGUAUUACACCCAAAUAAUUUACCAUUAUGGUAUGAAGUAUAUAAAACAUUUCCUCCAAAAUAUGAACCAAAAUAUAAUAGAAAACCACCAACAACAGAAAUACAAAAUAUAUUUUACCAAGAAGAUCUUAUAAGGGCAAAAUUUCAAAAAGAUAUAUCAGUCCCUAUAAUAGAUAUGAAAAAUAAUGAUGUUACCAAAACUCAAAUGUUUUAUACUUUAUAUGAAUGCUUAUUACAGGGUGGUGUUGAAAAAGAAGAAGCAUACAAGAAAGCAAUGAUAAGAUAUAAAUCAAUUUUCAAGAUUUACGAAUCUAAAAAAUCACAUAAAAGUACUAAACCGAACAAACCUUAGGAUCUUAUAUAUAUAUAUUGUGUAUUAUAUAUAUAUAUUUGUAAUAAUAUACGAAAUAGAAAAAAAACUAUAUUACAUGUAUAUUUAUU
Frieseomelitta varia is the source of this 575-nucleotide messenger RNA. RefSeq names its product probable 28S ribosomal protein S23, mitochondrial (gene mRpS23). Gene Ontology annotation, cellular component: mitochondrion; ribosome. The transcript is spliced from 5 exons. Gene Ontology annotation, biological process: translation. Lineage: Eukaryota; Metazoa; Arthropoda; Insecta; Hymenoptera; Apidae. Gene Ontology annotation, molecular function: structural constituent of ribosome. Bases 67 to 486 code for a protein of 139 amino acids. The record is from RefSeq and is a predicted model, not a curated record.